AUGGAGAUGAGAAGAAUCCACACAGGGGAGAAACCUUUUGAAUGCUCAGAGUGUGGAAAGAGAUUCAGUGACAGUAGCAGUCUUCAAACACAUCAAAGAAUCCACACAGGGGAGAACCCUUUUGAAUGCUCAGAGUGUGGAAAGAGAUUCAAUGACAGUAGCAGUCUUCAAAAACAUCAAAGAAUCCACACAAGGGAGAAACCUUUUGAAUGUUCAGAGUCUGGAAAGAGAUUCAAUGACAGUAGCAGUCUUCAAACACAUCAAAGAAUCCACACAGGGGAGAAACCUUUUGAAUGUUCAGAGUGUGGAAAGAGAUUCAAUCACAGUAGCAGUCUUCAAACACAUCAAAGAAUCCACACAGGGGAGAAACCUUUUGAAUGCUCAGAGUGUGGAAAGAGAUUCAAUCACAGUAGCAGUCUUCAAACACAUCAAAGAAUCCACACAGGGGAGAAACCUUUUGAAUGCUCAGAGUGUGGAAAGAGAUUCAAUGUCAGUAGAAAUCUUAAAAGACAUCAAAGAAUCCACACAGGGGAGAAACCUUUUGGAUGCUUAGAAUGUGGAAAGAAAUUUAGUCAAAGUGGCCAUCUUCAACAGCAUCAAAGAAUCCACACAGGGGAGAAACCUUUUGAAUGCUCAGAGUGUGGAAAGAGAUUCAAUGACAGUAGCAGUCUUCAAAAACAUCAAAGAAUCCACACAGGGGAGAAACCUUUUGCAUGCUCAGAGUGUGGAAAAAGAUUCAGUCGAAGUGGCACUCUUCAAAGACAUCAAAGAAUCCACACAGGGGAGAAACCUUUUGAAUGCUCAGAGUGUGGAAAGAGAUUCAGUGUCAGGAGGAAUCUUCAAACACAUCAAAGAAUCCACACAGGGGAUAAACCUUUUGAAUGCUCAGAGUGUGGAAAGAGAUUCAAUAACAGUAGAAAUCUUAAAAGACAUCAAAGAAUCCACACAGGGGAGAAACCUUUUGAAUGCUCAGAGUGUGGAAAGAGAUUCAGUGACAGUAGCAGUCUUCAAACACAUCAAAGAAUCCACACAGGGGAGAAACCUUUUGAAUGCUCAGAGUGUGGAAAGAGAUUCAAUGACAGUAGCAGUCUUCAAAAACAUCAAAGAAUCCACACAGGGGAGAAAACUUUUGAAUGCUCCGACUGUGGAAAGAAAUUCAAUCAAAGGGGCAAUCUUGAAGCCCAUCAAAGACUCCACACAGGGGACAUACCUUUUGAAUGCUCAGUGUGUGGAAAGAGAUUCAGUCAAAGUGGCAGUCUUCAAAUACAUCAAAGAAUGCACACGGGA
This is a messenger RNA of Euleptes europaea (tarantolino), 1287 nucleotides long. RefSeq names its product zinc finger protein 135-like. NCBI's taxonomy places the organism in Eukaryota, Metazoa, Chordata, Lepidosauria, Squamata, Sphaerodactylidae. The annotation marks the transcript as partial. The transcript has 3 exons. Gene Ontology annotation, cellular component: chromosome. The record is from RefSeq and is a predicted model, not a curated record. Gene Ontology annotation, molecular function: chromatin insulator sequence binding. Gene Ontology annotation, biological process: regulation of transcription by RNA polymerase II.